AUGAGGAUCGCGGGUGGCUCAGAUGCUUGGCUGAGACGUGGCCAGACAGCAGACACUGUGGCCCUUCAAGCUUCCGCAGAUGCCCAAUCUAUCAAUGAAAUCUCCUCAUCGCCACCUGACGACCUAUCAUCGAAAAUAUUGCGUCAGGUUGAGUUUUACUUUUCGGACGCCAACAUUUUGAAGGACCAGUUUAUGCUAAAGUCUGUCAAAUCUAACAAGGAUGGAUGGAUGAAACUAUCAAUUAUCGCUGGUUUCAAUCGUAUACAGAGCUUGACGAAGGACGAACGUGAAAUUCGGGAUGCGUUAAAGGUUUCAAACUGCGUGGAAGUUUCGGAUGAUGGAAUGCUUAUACGCCGAAAAAAUCCCCUCCCGGAAUGGGAUCGACUGGUGUAUACUAGAACCGUUCUUGUCUCCAAUUUUGCUUCAGAUGAAGUUGUGUCCGUUGAUUCAGUAUUAAAGCUCUGUAAGUCAAUGAACCUGCCGGUUGUGCUUGUUCGUAUCGUGGAUGCUGGUAAAGAGGUACCCCGAGAUCUUGCAAAGUCGGCCAGUAUACAUGGCUACCUUGGUGUUCAGAAGUGUGCUGUUGUUGAAUUUGAGUCACGCAACGCUGCGCAACAAGCGGUUGCCUUUUUCAGGGAGGCAUGGCCGAAAUGCUACUCGGCUAUUCUGAUAGUUGUUUUAUCUUCGUAUUUUAGUCCCCAAUCUGAGAUACCUUUGCGUCCACAGAUAGUUCUGACUUCCAGCAAAGAUGCUGGUGCAAAAGUUGUUUUGAUUCGUGAGCCUAGGGCUCCUCAAUCAGACGAAAGUGUUGGGUUCGAACCCGACUGGCGCGAAACCCUGCGUUUGCAACGUUCCUGUCUUCAGGACGCUGACUCCUUCCAGCGUCUCUCCCACUCUACUUGUUCCGAUGAAUUUCUAACCCCUCAGGCAUCCUCACCAUUAAAAUGUCAACAACAACCAGGCGCGGUGGCUACUGGUCAACUUGCAUCGCAGUUCAUGCUACUUGAUGAGGCUAUUGCCUCGCUGGUUCCCAUGGUGAAGACAGGUGAAGAUGGCGGGGAGUAA
Mesocestoides corti is the source of this 1065-nucleotide messenger RNA. NCBI's taxonomy places the organism in Eukaryota, Metazoa, Platyhelminthes, Cestoda, Cyclophyllidea, Mesocestoididae. The record is from the annotation of a GenBank genome assembly.